AAGUGUACCAAGUUCAUGGCUUAUUUGUCAGAGUUUGUUGCACUUGGUGUACCAAAAUCAGUACAAGUGUUCUUUGGAUCAGAGCUUAAAUUCAGUGUUGUUAUUACAGGAAAGGGAGGUAAAAACAGGCGUAGAGGAAAGAAUGAAAAUGAAGCAGAAAAGCGUGAAUUGAUCUUCAAGGAAGAAGGACAGGAAUAUGCACAGGUCACAAAGAUGUUAGGAAAUGGACGACUGGAAGCCUUGUGUUUCACUGAUGGCAUGAAAAGGCUGUGCCACAUUAGGGGUAAAUUGAGAAAGAAAGUUUGGAUAAAUCAAGGUGAUAUUAUUCUUCUUGGACUUCGAGACUACCAGGAUAAGAAGGCAGAUGUUAUACUUAAAUACAAUGCAGAUGAAGCUCGUAACUUAAAAUCCUAUGGCGAAAUUCCUGAAUCAGUUAAAGUCAAUGAAAAUUCCACAUUCGUAGAAGAUGGUAUGGAUGACGACAUUGAAUUCGAUGAUUAUUCUGAAGAUGAAGAAGAUGCUGCAGCUGACAUUGAUGUAAUAUGAAUUGUUUCGUCCGAAAACAGCUGAAAUCCAAUGUAAAAUCAUAAUAGGGUAAUUUUUGUUCUCCAAGUUCACAUAUAUAUAUAUAUAAGGGAACUUACUUUUAGUCAAAAUGAAAAAAUCUUACAACUGUUUUAAUAUAAAGCUAAGGACAAAGUUUUAUUAGGUUUUUAAAAUUUACUGUAGCUUCAAGUUAAUAUAUAUAUUUGAUUAAGAUCAGAGUGUUGACCUUGUAGUUACCCUUUGGCUCUUUAGAUAUUUAGGAAUCAUUCAAAUUUAAGUAAGUGCAGUAUAGCUUUCAGUGUACACAAAUCCUCCAUAAUAGUAUUUAAAACAAGAGUAACUUAAUGUUGCUUUAUAUUAUCUUAUUUUUUGUGUUUCAUAAUUUGCUUUAAUAAUUAAGAAACUUGAAAAUGGUUUGGUUUAUUUAUUUCCUGGUAUAUUUUGAUACAGUAUUUAGUUUUCCUCCUGAUACAAACAGCUGCAGUUUUUGUAUUUCUUAUAUUCGGUUAAAAUGCCAUGUAUAUAUUUUUUAUAUGUGGUCAUUAAUGCUAUAGAAAGUUGUCAGGAGUAAAUAGUUGUCUAAGUAAUGUCGGAAACUCCUUAAUAAAUAUGAAAUUGUUUGUA
Molecule: messenger RNA, 1170 nt
Organism: Macrobrachium nipponense
Lineage: Eukaryota; Metazoa; Arthropoda; Malacostraca; Decapoda; Palaemonidae
Gene: eIF1A
Product: eukaryotic translation initiation factor 1A, Y-chromosomal-like
Exons: 5
Coding region: 16-546 (176 amino acids)
Biological process (GO): translational initiation
Cellular component (GO): cytoplasm
Molecular function (GO): RNA binding; translation initiation factor activity
Source: RefSeq, a predicted model, not a curated record